Messenger RNA from Mollisia scopiformis, 1092 nucleotides. RefSeq names its product MFS general substrate transporter. Gene Ontology annotation, biological process: transmembrane transport. Gene Ontology annotation, cellular component: membrane. Bases 1 to 1092 code for a protein of 363 amino acids. The record is from RefSeq and is a predicted model, not a curated record. Gene Ontology annotation, molecular function: transmembrane transporter activity. The transcript has 4 exons. NCBI's taxonomy places the organism in Eukaryota, Fungi, Ascomycota, Leotiomycetes, Helotiales, Mollisiaceae.
AUGGCCAUCUGGGGUAUGAUCAGUGCCUUGCAAGCAACAACUCAUUCCUUUGUGGGAGAACUUCUCUGCCGCUUGUUCCUGGGUGCUGCAGAAGCGCCGUUCUUCUCCGGCUGCAUUUUUUUGAUGUCAAGUUGGUACAGAGCAGAUGAGCUCGCUCAUCGUAUUGCAAUCUUGUACACUGGUGUUGCAAUGGCAAACAUGUUCGGCGGUCUCAUCGCAGCUGGUGUGCUGUCCGACUUGAAUCCUGCCCACGGUAUUGCUGGUUGGCGAUGGCUCUUUAUCAUCGAGGGUGCCGCAACCUCCGGAAUUGCUAUCAUUGCUGUUUUCUUCAUGCCCGACUACCCAGCCACAACCCGAUGGCUCAAGACCGAAGAAAAGCAUUACGCCCAGUGGAGGCUUGCUCAAGACGUUGCUGGGGAGCAAGAUGACCGCAAUGCGAUCACGUGGAAACAAGCACUCAAGAUGGCAUUCUCAGACUGGAGACUUUAUCUCUUCAUGCUAAUGCAUCACUCAAACCUUCUGGCUCAGUCUUUCACCUAUUUCUUCCCCACGAUCGUUAACAGCUUGGGCUACGGAAAGAUCGAAACCCCAUUUCUAACCGUGCCCGUCUGGUUCGCAACACUCCUUGCAACUCUUCUCGUCUCUUACCACAGCUCCAAAACUCGAGAGCGGAGCUUCCACAUUGCGGCGUGUAUGCUUGUUGGUGCACUCGGCAACAUACUCGUCAUCACAACUCAUGGCGUUGGUCCCCGGAUGUUUGCGAUGUACUUGAUGCCUAUCGGUAUCCUUCCUCCAUUUCAAAUGAUUCUCGCUUGGAUCACUUCGUCCUUUCCACGUCCGCUGGGCAAGAGAGCUGUGGUUGUAGCUACUUGUGGUAUGUUCGGAAACGCUGCAGGGAUCUAUGGCUCCUACAUGUACCCUCCGAGUGAUGGCCCUCAGUAUGUACCAGCUGGUAUUGGAUUGGCGGUUGUCUGUUGCUUUUGUGCGACCAUGGCUAUUGUGAUCAGAUUCGUAUUGAAGAGGGAGAACAAAAAGCUCGAGAAGCAGGAGCAAGAGCAAGGAUUAAGGGCCGGUUUUCGAUACAUCCUUUGA